Messenger RNA from Bactrocera latifrons, 1767 nucleotides. RefSeq names its product Down syndrome cell adhesion molecule-like protein Dscam2. The record is from RefSeq and is a predicted model, not a curated record. The coding region runs from base 105 to 563 and encodes 152 amino acids. The transcript has 3 exons. Lineage: Eukaryota; Metazoa; Arthropoda; Insecta; Diptera; Tephritidae.
CGCGUSCGKUUAACUAAUAAAUCGUGUCUUCCGUGGAUCCACCAAAAGCUGUUCAUUUGCAAUURAAAAAUACAUCGCUUCUUUAUCGCCUCACCUAUUUAUGUAUGUCUUCCGAUCCGAUGGAUGAUAAGCGASCGAYUGGGAAAAUGAGUAAACGGCGAAAAYCUUCAUUUGAUUAUGCAGCGACCAAAAGUUGGAGUAAAACGCCUCGCCAGCUGCCACUUGCCAGCRCAAGRACRACUGAUAAUAUCGUGUCACUCRUGAUAGCCUUUCUGGUCGUCAUCRCUACAGCCAGUACAGAUGCUUCCAACUACUUUGACACCCAAGGACCUAAUUUUUCGCAUGAGCCGCCAUCUCGCAUCGAAUUCACCAAUAACGCCGGCAGCAUUGCCGAUUGCAUAGCGCAUGGCAAUCCACCGCCGAAUGUCGAAUGGCUGGACAAGGACAAUAAUCCCAUCACCUCGAUAUCAAAGGUCCGUCAUAUGCGGGCUAACGGUUCACUCUAUUUUCCCCCAUUGGAGGCAGAAGAGUUCCGUCAAGAUGUCCGUGUAUCAUUGACGUGACGUUGUGAUCAAAGCAGGUAAGUACGGCGAUAAGUCGGAAUUAGAAAUGUUAGAAACACAAUCGCUGACGUUGCGUUGUGUCCUAAGAGAAUGAGAAUCGAAAUAUUUCUACUUAUUUGUCUCAUUCUCUUAGAGCUGGUCAGGUUUACUACGAUAAUUGCACUAAUCAUCGUAAGAAGAACGAAUUUCUGAGCAUGGAUCACAAAGGCCGUUAAUGCUGACAGGAGUUUGAGUCAUUCAUAUUCAAUGCAAAGGACAAUUUCGACUCCAUAAUGUCCGACAAAACUUAUCAUCCGCUUCAAAAGAACUAUGGUGAUCUUAUAUCCUGAAAUUUAAGUUAGUGUGAAGCUCUCAAAAGAAGUACCCUCCAUAACUUCCCCUUGAGCUUUAAUUCUUCCGUUAAAGUGUUCAUUACGUUUUUUUCGUGCACUUCACUCAGUCCGCAUAUCCCUCGCAGAGAUAUGUCCGCAAAGAAGAAAUCACCAGAGUAGGUUCCGCGUCUGUUCCUCUGAAAAUAAAUAGCUUGAAGCUUUUGUUUAAAAAUCGUAGAGUCUUAAAGGACUCACUUCUCUUCUAAAACUCUAAAAGUUAAAUGAAGAAGAUAUUUAGUAAGGAUAUUGUCUCUAUUUAUUCUGACGGGUCCAUAUGGGAUUGCGAGUUAAGGAGGAGACAUACUCCGUGGAUAUUCAUAAUUAUUUCCGAGUUUCGUCGAAUAACUAAAGAAGGAAACAGAAAAUUAGAUUAGAAAUAUGUAACCAAAUGCAAGAUAGCGAAUCAGAUAUGACCAAACUAUGAUAAGACAAGAGCUUAGAACUUUUUAAAUAUGUCUACCAUAACGGGGCAUUAACCAGUUGGGGAAUAUGAGUUAAAAAUAGGAAUAUUUUCCGUAGUUGCAAACUCGAAGGGAAAAAGGAAAACAGUUCUAUACUUCCUUUGUGAGUGCCCAGAUCUAUCACAAACCUUAUAUAACAUAAAAGUUUUGGAAUCCAUCAGGUAUCAAACAUUGAAAGUCUAUCUACAAAAAUCAUAAUGAAGAUAAGUGAUAAGUGAACACAUGGUUCAAAUACAACGAUGGAAGAAGAUAGAUAUAAUUAAAGAACUUACAAUAGUGCUUAAAAAUGACGCAUCUAGGCUAAUUAAGUUAAUUAAGCGGCUGCACUAACUUCAAACUACUACUACUUGACUACUAUACGCUCUCUUCGAU